AUGAGUGAUCAACUUUCUGUCGAAGAAAUUGACGACGUGGAACUUCCGGGUGCCUUGCAACGACUUGACGAUACUCAACUGGACGGCACUAUCCAAGGCCUUGAUAGCAAUCAGAUUCCUCGUGUCUUACUUGCCAUCAAGAGCAUGAAUGACGAACAAGGCCAGCGCAUCAUUCAGAGGCUUGACCCCUCAAAAGAUAACCGCAUCCAGACCUUUGAUACGUCAAUAAAUCAUCCCACGUUCUGUGACAAGUUCCCUCACAAGACAACUACCGGAAGGUUUGUUUAUGACUGCGGCUGGCAUGACUCCGAUAAGGCGGUGGACAACAUCAUCGUUAACUACUUCCUGAUGAUGCAGAACGGGGUCCUCUGGUCGCAUGUUGAGGGUGCACCGAAUGAGUACAUGUGUCGCGAAAGCGUCAACGACAAGCCGGGAAGUUUCAAUACGUAUAAUUUGGAUGACUUUGAUGCUCAUUUCUCUAAGAAACAAGUUGUCGAGCCCAAAAAUCCGGAUGAUUCUAUCAAGAGUUCGUAUGGGCAGUAUUUAGGACCACGUCCGGGCUAUAACUAUUACCCUUGA
Fusarium oxysporum Fo47 is the source of this 579-nucleotide messenger RNA. RefSeq lists its product as uncharacterized. The coding region runs from base 1 to 579 and encodes 192 amino acids. The transcript is spliced from 2 exons. NCBI's taxonomy places the organism in Eukaryota, Fungi, Ascomycota, Sordariomycetes, Hypocreales, Nectriaceae. The record is from RefSeq and is a predicted model, not a curated record.